This is a messenger RNA of Sceloporus undulatus (fence lizard), 2047 nucleotides long. It is a transcript of the gene SACK1C, whose product is annotated as family with sequence similarity 83 member C. Bases 1 to 1686 code for a protein of 561 amino acids. The record is from RefSeq and is a predicted model, not a curated record. The transcript is spliced from 4 exons. NCBI's taxonomy places the organism in Eukaryota, Metazoa, Chordata, Lepidosauria, Squamata, Phrynosomatidae. Gene Ontology annotation, biological process: epidermal growth factor receptor signaling pathway.
AUGAAUUGGCUUCACAGGGGCUAUGGAAACUCCCAAGGGACCACAGGACAACUGAAAAGUCGAGUGGAAGAUCUAAAAAAGCCUUGGCGGAAGGAAAUCAGUCCUUCCAUGUUGCAGCAUAGUGAGACUGCUAGACUGGCUGUGGAUGCCUUUCUGGAGCAAGGAGAAGCUGGCUACCUACAGGCCAUUGCUAAAGAAAAGGAGCUUUCCUUUCUUUCCACACUAGAUAUGGAUUACAUGAGCCAACACAGCCAAAGCAUCACCGAGUCACCAAUUAAGGGCCGAGAAUCAGGGUUCACCAGAGAGGAUAGUGCAGAUAGAGCUUCUCUUCUCUCUGGAGUCACAUCGGGGACAUACUUUCCACUUAUGUCUGAUGUUGAUCCCCCACAGCUGGAGCUGGGAUGGCCAGAGGCAGCCCCUGUCACAGCAUUUGACCAACAAGAAGUCACUUUGUAUUUUCAAAGAGACAAGUCAAAUAACGUAAAGGAAAUACUUCGAUCACUAAUAUGCAAAGCCAAGACAGUGAUUGCAAUUAUGAUGGAUCUCUUCACAGAUAUGGAAAUACUCAGUGAUCUAAUGGAAGCUUCAAGCAAACGACAUGUUCCUGUCUACCUGAUCCUUGAUGGAAAAAACCUGAGCUACUUUUCUGAAAUGUGCAAUAAAAUGAACCUCACAAUGGAUGACUUCCCAAACAUGCGCAUACGCUGUGUGAGCGGAGACACAUACUAUAGUAAAGCUGGCAAGAAGCUUACAGGACAAGCACUUGAGAAAUUUGUGCUGAUAGACUGUGAACAAGUCCUUGCAGGAACAUAUAGUUUUACAUGGCUGUGCAGCCAGGUCCACACAGGCCUGGUAAUACACUUCAGAGGAAAAAUUGUUGAACAUUUUGACAGAGAGUUUCGGUGCAUAUAUGCUGAAUCCAGAUCUGUGAAUCAACUCAGUAUCGCCACCGCUGAAAGGUCCACAUCCACUUCACACAAACGUUUGCAGAACUGUGAGCAAGUUUUAAAGGGAGUUCAACAAAAUGAAAGUGAAACCACAAGCCCCGCAAGUAGCCUCUCCAAUUUAAGCAUGGGGAGCAUAAAGAGAUCACCAUAUUUAAACCAGGCAACAUCCAAGGUACUCUGUAACAAGAAAGAACUAACUCCAAAUGAAACACAUAACAUUUCAGGCUUACUGGGUCUUAGUAACUUGAAAUACCAGCCCAGGGAGUUAUCAGAUUCUAGUUGCAGUACUUCAGCUAAAUUAAAGUAUCAAUUCAACGAUACAUCUAAUCUGCCACGACUUAAAACAACUUUUCUUUCAGUAUCUUCACCAAUACUAGGUGACAAUACAAGAAAUGGAUAUGAUUUGCAGUUUCGGCCUGACAACACUGAAACAAAGGGCAACAAGAAGUACCUUUAUACCACUCAACCCAUGGAAGGCAACAUACAGAACAAUGAAAAAACAGCAGCUCAUGGAUACAGCAAACUAGAUCUCAUUUACAAGCCAACUAAAUCACUAAAUAGUGGGUCAAAACCCCCAAUUCUUAGCUCCUCUGGUUUCUCUGAUGAUUCAACAAGAGAAAACAAGAGCAACAUAUACAGAGAUGAAAAAAGGAUGACCCUUGGUCAUAGUAAAUUGGAUUUGAUUACCAACUAUAACAAAACAAAAGCAAAGCAGGUUCACAGUCGAUUUGAAAUGUAAUCUUUAUUCUGGGUUUAGCAAAAAAAUUAUCUUAGUUAAAUGGGUGAUGAAUACAAGGCUAUUCAUUUGCACAAAUUAAUUCAAAAAUAUAAAAGCUCACCAUCCCUUAUUUUUAACUGGAGUACAUGUCAACCAUAGUUCCAAAAUGCUGAGAUGUCUUAAUAAAGAAUCUAGAAAAGUUACCAUAUGAGACAUAUGAGACCUAAAGGAACUCUGAUAUGGUAUGAUUCUAGAAUUAAUUUAUAAGAUAAAAUACUCUGAAAGCUGCCUAAAUGAUUCAUGUCUUCCUCCUGAACAUAUCUACUGGUUCUUGGAAGUAUUUGGGUGACAACUAGAUCACUAAUUAACAGUGGUUUGAAUG